AUGCUCCGGUCCGUGUUCGCCCGCCUGGGCACCGCCCUGCCAUCCAGGGACCUCGGGCGCAUGGCGCUGUUCCUUCUCCUUGGGUCCUUCCUCGCCGGGGCAUCGGUGCGCCUGCUGACCAACGGUCGCCCCCGGCGGCCGGGCGCUGGCCAAGCGUCCAGUAACUCGGCCGAGCCGGCGCCCCCGGGCUCCACCGGGCCCGGCGGGGCGGCGCCCGUCGCGUCGCCCGCCGCGCCGGCCACCGCCGGUGGCACUCCCGCCCCGGCCUCCAUCCUCACCUCGGCUGCCGCCGCCGCCGACGACGACGGGGCCACCUCGGCCGCCGCCCCGCCGGGCAAGCCGGCCCUGCCGGCGCACAUUCCCCUGGGCCUGGCCACGGCCUUCGGGCCGGCCGCCCAGAUGGAGGACGUCUUCCUGCUGGCCCUCGGCCUGGCGGUGGUGCAGCAUGCCCUGCCGGACGGGGCGCCGGCCGGCCCGUUGCGCCGGCUGCACCCGUUCGAGGACCGCCGGCGUCUCUUUGCCCUGACCUGCCUGGACAUGGGGCAGGCGCUGGUCGAGGCGACGGCCGGGCCGGAGUUCGCGGCCCCCGGGUCCCCGGGCGGGACCCUCUCCGGGGGGAGCAUGCGCCGGCAGGGGGCCGGCCGGCGGCCGGCCCUUCCCGGGGCCGCGGCCAAGGCCGGGUCGGUCCUCCCGUCGGCCGGCCCGCCGGGGCCGCUGCUCCCGGCCGGGACCUUCGCCUCGUUGCUCGGCCUGCCGGGGGUGGAUCUGGACCGGCUGGCGCAUCCGGUCGGCUGGCCGGCGUCCAGCACCCGGGCGUCGGACCCCCAGGCCCCGGAGCAUGCCGCCCUGGCCGCCAUCCAUGCGUUCGAUCUGCUGGCCGCCCAGGCGGUGGAGCUGUCGCGCGAGUUCCCCGAGCUGGAUGCCAGCCCCACCGGGGGGGCGGCCUCGCCGGCCCGGCGGUCGUACUCGCUCCGGUCGCGGCGCCAGGCCUCGGCCGCGGCGCUGGCCGCCUCGCCCGGGGGCGCCUCGCCGGGGGGGACCCUGUCGCGGUCUGGCGGCGCGGCGGCGGCGGCGGCCAUGCUGGCCGACGCGCCGGCCGACCCGGCCACCGCCGGGGCCCUGCCCCUGUCGGAUGCGCGGAAGUUCGAUCUCCUCUGGCGGUCGCUCUUCGCCACCGAGUGCCAGUCCCUCGGGCAGGCGUCCCCCGAGCCGGGGCUCUUCUCCGGGGUCUUCCAUGAUUCGAUGCUGCCGCACCUGCAGGAGCAGCUGGCCGGCGGGACGGCCGCCGGCGCGGCGGCCGCUCCGCAAGCCGCCGCGCACCUUUGGCGCGCCGACCCGAGCUCCGCCUCGGAGCCGCCCCCGGCCUCGGCGGAUGCCCUCUCGGCCUCCGGGUACUACCAGCGCAUGGUGGGUGCCGGGCCGGGGCCCGGGGCGGCGGCCCCCUCGGCGGUCGGCUGGGCGGCCAUCGGCCUGCCGGGGCCCGAUGUGACCAUGCACUUCUUCCAGGGCGGCCAGUGGGCGCUGGGCUUGCUGCUGGACUUCGCGGUCCUGCGGCCGGUGGAGUGUCGCCGGGUCUUGCGCAUCGCCCAGGGCCUGUCGCCGUCGCCGCUGCCCGGGGACACCGGCCACGGGUCGGACCCCAUGGCCCGGGGGGCGUGGUGCGGCCCGCCGGACUUGGAGCCCUGGCACGCGGUGCAUGACGAGGCCAAGGUGACCGGGUUUGGCUUCGGCCCGGCGGCCCUGAAGCUGGCCGGCUGGCUGUUGGAUGUGUGCCUGCGGCCGCGGGCGGCUGGCAGCCUGGCUGGCGAUGCGGCGGCCGCCGGCGGGCCGCCCCUGUCCCCGGCGCUGGCCAUGGUGCCGCCGCUGAAGCCGGUGCUGCUGGCCAUGGUCGGCGAGGCGGUCACCCUGCUGGGCGUGGGGGCCGGCGAUGUGGAGGCUCUGGGCCACAUCGGCCGGUGGGCCGCCGGCCGGCUGUUUUCCUUCUGCUUCGUGCGCCUGGCCGAUGCCUGGCGUGCGCGCGUCCUGGCCCGGUCGAUUGAGGCCCUUGCCGGGGAUGGGGCCGGGGAUGGGGCCCCGUCCGGCAGCCCGACCUCCCCGUCGCUGGGGCUGCCCCAGGCCGACCCGUUUGUGGCCUUCUUCGAUGGGGAGAUGGAGCUGGCCCUGCUGGCGGAAUUGCUGUCCAUGCGCCUGGGGGAUGUGACCGGGCGCGAGGCGGCCGGCUCGCCGGCCUCCUUCACCCUGAACAGCUCGCAAUCGGCCUUCGCCGCCUGGGCUCUGAGUCUCUUCCCCCAGUUUGAGGACAACCUCUCGGUGUAG
Fonticula alba is the source of this 2316-nucleotide messenger RNA. RefSeq lists its product as hypothetical. Bases 1 to 2316 code for a protein of 771 amino acids. The transcript has a single exon. The record is from RefSeq and is a predicted model, not a curated record. NCBI's taxonomy places the organism in Eukaryota, Rotosphaerida, Fonticulaceae.